Molecule: messenger RNA, 2760 nt
Organism: Leptonychotes weddellii (Weddell seal)
Lineage: Eukaryota; Metazoa; Chordata; Mammalia; Carnivora; Phocidae
Source: RefSeq, a predicted model, not a curated record
CUGUGGCCACCCCCCAACUUUCGCAGACUUGGGGGCAUGUGCUCCCAGCCACUUUGUCAAGCCCUCUCUUCAGGGCUUUUCCUUAGCCGCAGACCCUCGGACUUAUAAUAAUAUUAUUUUCACGACCGCCACAGGUCCCAGUGAGUGAGCAUCUACCAUGGAAACCUGACCCCGCCUAGUCCUCUAGUAACCCAGGGAUUUGGCACCCUCUUUUGCAGAUGAAGAAACUGAGGCUUAUGGAAAGAAGCUGGGCUAACAUUUAACCCUGGGCCGCCUGACUACAAAAGCAGGGUCCUCUCAGUUGAGCGAUUCGCCAGGGUGGGGGUGCCCACCCCCAACCAGCUGCUCCGGGAGUCCCUUCCAUUUGCUUCCACAAGGCUGCAGCUAGUGGGUGCCUGUUUGGGGUGGGGGGCUGGGCAGGAGGUUUGGGCAGGAGGGUCUGAGGCAGUGAGUCCGGGCCAAGGCGUGGUGCUCCUCCCUCACGGCCGCAGAGGGAUGAGCCCCCCACGUCCCUCUGUAACUGUCACAGCGUCACCCCCGCCUCCCCGCACUCACAGCUCUGGGAAAGGGGGGCCCUAAGGAAAGUCACCCACAGCCACACAUACCAACCAGACCCCCCAGGCCCCCACAAAGCCACAGGUGCACAGAAAUACUUAGACUCGGGAGCACGCAGCUGUACGGGGCAUACACGCACCCCCAGACAGGGCCGGCUGCGCACUCACAGGCCCUCCACACGGGCAUGUGCUCACACUCCCACCCACGCAGACCGGUCACUAGCAGAGUGACUCGCAGGUGCGGGCGCGCGUGCCGUGCGGAGACCUUCUGGAGGGAAGCCACCUGGGGCUCCUGGGACCUGUCUGCUCGGGCCCUGCCUCAGGGGUGGGGGCUGUGGAGGUACUCUGCGCUGGCCCCCCGCAGCCAGGACGCCCCUGACCCUGCCUGGAGUGACACACGUCUAGAGGUCCCUUGGUGAGGUGUAGUGAAGGCCAUCAGGACGAAGCAGCGAUGCUGAGAGGGUCCUAAGGGUCCCGGGAAGCGCCAUCCAGGCUAUGAGUAUCAAGACAGCAUUGCCCGCGGCGGAGCUGGGCCUAUACUCCCUGGUGCUGAGUGGGGCUCUGGCCUAUGCUGGUCGGGGUCUCCUUGAAGCUUCACAAGAUGGGGCCCACAGGAAGGCUUUCCGGGAAUCUGUGAGACCUGGCUGGGAGUACAUUGGCCGGAAGAUGGACGUGGCUGACUUCGAGUGGGUGAUGUGGUUCACCUCCUUCCGAAACAUCAUCGUCUUCGCCCUCUCUGGACAUGUGCUGUUUGCUAAACUCUGCACGAUGGUUGCCCCCCAGCUCCGCUCCUGGAUGUAUGCUGUGUAUGGGGCCCUGGCUGUGCUGGGCACGAUGGGCCCUUGGUACCUGGGGCUGCUGCUUGGCCACUGUGUCAGCCUCUAUGUGGCCUCACUUUUGGGCCAGCCCUGGCUCUGUCUUGGCCUCGGCCUGGCCAGCCUUGCCUCCUUCAAGCUGGAUCCCCUCAUCUCCUGGCAGAGCGGGUUUGUAACAGGCACUUUUGAUCUUCAAGAGGUGCUGUUUCAUGGGGGCAGCGGUUUCACCGUGCUGCGUUGUACCAGCUUUGCGCUGGAGAGCUGUGCCCACCCUGACCGCCGCUACUCCCUAGCUGACCUGCUCAAGUACAACUUCUACCUGCCUUUCUUCUUCUUCGGGCCCAUCAUGACCUUUGAUCGCUUCCACGCCCAGAUGAGCCAGGUGGAGCCGGUGAGGCGCGAGGGUGAGCUGUGGCGCAUCCGGGCCCAGGGCGGCCUCAGCGUCGUGGCCAUCAUGGCCGUGGACAUCUUCUUCCACUUCUUCUACAUCCUCACCAUCCCCAGUGACCUCAAGUUUGCCAACCGCCUCCCGGAGAGCGCCCUCGCUGGCCUAGCCUACUCAAACCUGGUGUACGACUGGGUGAAGGCGGCCGUCCUCUUCGGCGUGGUCAACACAGUGGCGCGCCUUGACCACUUGGACCCUCCCCAGCCUCCUAAGUGCAUCACCGCUCUCUAUGUCUUCGCCGAAACGCACUUUGACCGUGGCAUCAACGACUGGCUUUGCAAGUAUGUGUAUGACCACAUUGGUGGGGAGCACUCUGAGGUGAUUCCGGAGCUGGGGGCCACCGUGGCCACCUUUGCCAUCACUACUCUGUGGCUUGGACCUUGUGAUACUGUUUACCUGUGGUCAUUCCUUAACUGCUUUGGCCUCAACUUUGAACUCUGGGUGCAGAAGCUGGCCGAGUGGGGGCCCCUAGCACAAAUUGAGGUGAGUGGGGAAGGCCUGGGGCAGGGGUUGGCUGGGUCGCUGGAGGGGGUGCACUGCUGCUCUCUGGAGUCUUCCAGCCACACCUGGCCCCCAGUCCGGAACUUUCUCACCACAACUUCCUGGCUGUCAAGGCAGUGGCUCCCCCUCUUGGUAUCCAGCACCCCCUUUUGUGGAGUGUGGACACCUGGGCCAGGCUGUGAUGGUCAGGCCCUCCCCUCUCUCUGGUCCUCAGUAUUCCCAUCUUUAACAACAAGGGAGGGCUGCCCUGGGGACUCUCAGAGACCCAAGCACAUCCCCAGGACCUGGGGGAGCCCUGUGGGCAGGACCUCUGACCAACUGUGUCCUCUUUCCCCUUGACCUCUUGCCCCACUGCCAAUGUUUUCCUGGACUGGGCAGGCCUCUCUGUCGGAGCAGAUGUCUCGCAGGGUCCGGGCCCUCUUUGGGGCCAUGAACUUCUGGGCCA